Lactuca saligna is the source of this 426-nucleotide messenger RNA. Lineage: Eukaryota; Viridiplantae; Streptophyta; Magnoliopsida; Asterales; Asteraceae. The record is from the annotation of a GenBank genome assembly.
AUGAUACGAACCAACAAAACAGGCCUGGUGAUCAAUGAUUCCAUCCCAACAGGUGGUUCGGUUAAGCAUGACAACCCGACGGCAGCUCCGGCUCCUUCUUUGCCUUUGGUUUUGGAAUCCCGACUCCAUGAACCUAAUCAGGAAUUAAAUGCGAAAACUAAUGAUGCAUCAAUUGGUUUUUCGGGUGGUUUUGGAAGGUUAUCGGGUAUUGUUGAUUCAGAAGAUAAUUUAACUCAUCUUCCAGGAUUUUCUAAUGGUAACAACUUGGCUGGUUGUUCGGGUGCUUCGUAUAAUAAAGGGUCUUUCUUAAGUGAGAUGCAAAAAACAAUGAAGAUGGGAAAGGCAAUGGGAUACGAUUUGGAGGGAUGUAAUGAUCGGGUAAAAGAAAUUGUUGAAGGGGCCGGAGAUAAAAUAGUGUUGAGAUGA